CAAACCGCGCGCUCUGCUCUCGUGCACGUCAGACGUGUCGCUCAGAGUCAGUCCUGUGUGCAUUCAAACUUCCCUGAUCUCCAUCUUGAGGAGAAUCCCACUCCAUCUGUUUCCUUUAGGAGUUUACUGAACAACAAUGGGAGAUAUCAGGCUGCCGAGGCACAUGUUUUUGUGGUGCCUGUCUGCUAUUUACAUGUUUGCCUUUGCGUCUCUUUACGUGCAGAUUCCAGGUCUGUAUGGGAACGAGGGUGUGCUGCCGGCGCGGUGGCAGCUGCGGGUGUCUGGGAAGAGUGUUGUGGAGCAGCUGAAGGAUUCUCCCACGCUGCUGUGGUUCGGUCCGCGUCUGGGUUUGGACACGCAGCAGUGCAUGGAGCUGCUGAGUCUGACCGGAGCUCUGCUCAGUUUAAUGACUCUGGCUCUGCCGGCGCUCAGAGACUGCAGAGUCUUCCUGGUGCUCUGGAUACUCUAUCUGUCCCUCUACCAGGUGGGCCAAGUCUUCUUAUACUUUCAGUGGGAUAACCUCUUGCUGGAGACGGGCUUCUUGGCCAUUCUCAUCGCUCCCAUGAAAAUGCCCUGGUCUUCAAAGGUGCGUCUCCACGACAGCGUGACUUUCUGGCUGGCGCGCUGGCUGUUGUUUCGGCUGAUGUUUGCGUCGGGUGUCGUCAAACUGACCAGCCGCUGUCCCACCUGGUGGGGCCUGACUGCUUUGACCUAUCACUAUGAGACCCAGUGUAUACCGACCCCGCUGGCCUGGUUUGCUCAUCAGCUGCCGGUGUGGUUCCAGAAGCUCAGUGUGGUGGGAACGUUUGUUAUCGAGAUCGCUGUCCCCUUCAUGUUCUUCAGCCCCAUACGAAGACACAGACUCGCCGCCUUCUACAUGCAGGUCCUGCUUCAGGUGUUGAUCAUCCUGUCUGGGAAUUAUAACUUCUUUAAUAUUCUCACCAUCACCCUGUGCCUGUCGCUGCUGGAUGACCAACAUGUCAACUUCUGGCUCCGAAGACCCACGCCAAAGACCGAGAGCACAUCAUUGCAGACUCUGAUUUCUGGACUGGCUGUGAUGUUAGAGAUGGGCACAUACGCUCUGCUUGGCUACUGGACCGUCAAAUACUUUGACCUGCAGGUGGACUGGGAAAACAAAAGCGUCUCCACCAAAACAGCAUUUACGUAUUUUGAGUUCAACGGUUUUCUGAAGACAGUCACAGUGCCCAGUAUCUGGAUUGGCGUGCUGUCUCUCACAUGGGAGAUCAUUUCCUCCAUGUUUAAGUGUGCGUGUGUGAGAGGAGUGUUGUGGCGUCUCUGGAGCACAAUCCAGUGGGCAGUUAUGACCGCGGCAACAGUCUCCAUGUUUGCCAUCAGUCUGGUUCCCUACACCUACUUUGAGUAUGAUGCACACAGUAACCUCUGGCCUGGCGUCCGGACGGCGUUUGAGCUGACUGACCGUUACCAGCUGGUCAACUCAUACGGAUUGUUCCGGAGGAUGACCGGCGUCGGAGGCCGUCCAGAAGUGGUCAUCGAGGGCAGCAUGGAUCGCAACACAUGGACGGAGAUCGAGUUCAUGUAUAAGCCGGGGAACAUGAGCGCAGCGCCCCCUGUGGUGGCUCCGCACCAGCCCAGGCUGGACUGGCAGAUGUGGUUCGCUGCUCUUGGGCCACACACACAGAGCCCCUGGUUCAGCAGCCUCCUACACAGACUCCUGCAGGGAAAACGAGACGUGAUCAGACUCAUUCAGACAGAUGAGUCUCAGUAUCCGUUCAGCAAACAGCCUCCUGCGUACCUCCGAGCUCACCGCUACAAAUACUGGUUCAGCGAGCCCAAAAAGGAUGGGUCAUAUCCCCAGCGAUGGUGGAGACGGGUGUAUGUGGAAGAGUUCUAUCCCAUGGUGCACCUUGGUGACUCUUACCUUGAACAGAUGCUGGUUCAACAUGGUUUGAAGGAUAAGGCUCCUCCGAGGCGCAGCUCGAAUGCUUGGUUGCCACGGUUACUGCAUCAUGUAGGUGAACAUGCCCGUGAGAUGCCAGCUCCGCUUCUGCUCUGGACUCUCUUCAGCUCGGCUGCGACCUUGUGUCUCCUCAACUCUCUGCGAUCACGUGCACAUCACCACCAGCACGAAUCUCUCCAGAACAGACACGCAGAUCAACAGGCCGCAGGACCGACUCGCUCCAGUGUGGCGAAGGAGGACGAGAAGAAACAUGAGGAGGACGAUGCCAAAGAUGAUGCAGAGGAAGAUGGAAAAGAGCAGGAAGAAGAUGCAGCAAGUGAAGAAGAACAGGAAGGAGAAAUUGAAGAGGAAGUGGACAGCCUCAGGAAAAGGAAGUGAGGUUUUUAGAUCAUCCAAGGACUUUAAUUCCAGCUCAGGGUAAUAACAUCUACCCCAAAACACCAGCACUUCCACCCUCGUUGUGUCAAACAUUGACUUUUCUCUGUUUUCACAGGCAGGUUUGAGAGAUGUAGGCAGUGUAGUUUCCCAGUAGUGUCCUGGAUUUUCCCACCAGUUUAGCUCAGCUGAACCCAAUUGAAGGGCCACACUGCAAAAAAAGGGAUUUUGUUGUAUGGUCUUCGAUUGCUUUGACAAAUGCAAAUGCAAAACAAGGUAGGUUAUUGUUUAUCCGAGCGUGCACUAACUGCUACAAAUUACCAUAUUAAAAAAAAAAAAAAAACAGGA
Cyprinus carpio (common carp) is the source of this 2662-nucleotide messenger RNA. It is a transcript of the gene lmf2a, whose product is annotated as lipase maturation factor 2a. The record is from RefSeq and is a predicted model, not a curated record. Gene Ontology annotation, cellular component: endoplasmic reticulum membrane. Gene Ontology annotation, biological process: protein maturation. NCBI's taxonomy places the organism in Eukaryota, Metazoa, Chordata, Actinopteri, Cypriniformes, Cyprinidae.